Ooceraea biroi (clonal raider ant) is the source of this 895-nucleotide messenger RNA. RefSeq names its product proteasome subunit beta type-3 (gene Prosbeta3). Gene Ontology annotation, cellular component: cytoplasm; proteasome core complex, beta-subunit complex; proteasome core complex. The record is from RefSeq and is a predicted model, not a curated record. Gene Ontology annotation, biological process: proteasome-mediated ubiquitin-dependent protein catabolic process. NCBI's taxonomy places the organism in Eukaryota, Metazoa, Arthropoda, Insecta, Hymenoptera, Formicidae.
AUAGUGACUCGCACUUCGUUGGCACUCGCGUCCCGUUCGAUGCGAUUGUGUGUAGUCGUCGUGAGAGACACUGAGACAGUUGGUUCCGCAAAGUGUCGAGCGUUCGCACGAGAAAAUGAGUAUUCUCGCGUACAACGGCGGUGCCGUGAUAGCCAUGAAGGGCAAGAAUUGCGUGGCCAUAGCGGCCGAUCGCAGAUUUGGCAUACAAGCGCAAACGAUAACGUGCGACUUUCAAAAGAUCUACAAGAUGGGACCGCACUUGUAUCUCAGUCUGCCCGGAUUGGCGACAGAUACCCAGACUGUCAUGGAGAGGUUGCGUUUCCGUCUAAAUCUCUACGAGUUGAAGGAAAACAGAAAGAUUCACCCUAAAACAUUCACUGCGAUGGUCUCGAAUCUUUUAUACGAGAGGAGAUUCGGCCCGUACUUCGUAGAACCCAUAGUUGCUGGAUUGGAUCCUGUCACCUUUGAGCCAUUCAUUUGUAACAUGGACCUAAUUGGAUCCAGAAAUAUGGCUGAAGACUUUGUAGUGGGUGGAACGUGUACAGAACAACUUUAUGGUAUGUGUGAGUCGCUGUACGAGCUGGAUUUGGAACCUGAAGAGCUAUUUGAAACUGUCAGCCAAGCUUUAGUCAAUGCAUUUGAUCGAGAUGCGAUAUCUGGUUGGGGUGCUGUUGUUUAUAUCAUAGAAAAAGAUAAAGUCACAAAAAGAAGUAUCAAGACACGAAUGGAUUGAACAUACAAUUUUCUUCUACACCAAUAUGUGCAGCAAAAGUCUUGUAAUCACUGUUGCAAUUAAGUUUAAGAAAUGUGAACGGAAACUUAUAUGAGAUCUUUUAACUAAUUCAAUCCUAAGAUCCCGUUUUCUUUCUAAUAUAUAUUAAAAUAUACCAACAGA